AUGUUGCCCCCUAAUGUGAAAGUGAGGUUCACUAAUCUCGGAUUAGCAAGUUCAACUCGUUUGUGGCCACGAGAAAUGCUCUCUCUGAAACAGAUCAAUGACCUCGAAAAGUCUCCACUAGGAUUCUUGUUGAUUAACAAUGGUACGGAUGUUUCUACUCAAACCGAGUUAGGCACAAGUACAUCCAGCCAGACUAGUUAUGAGACUCCUCUUCACGAAUCCUUCUAUGAAGUAGUCACACAGCUCAAUACGGUGGAAGUGAAGAAACCAACGGGAAACAGUCAAGCGAGGUUGAUGCAAAUGAUCAAGAACAUCGUCACUCAGCUGGAUAAUUUCAAGAUCCAAUUGGGAACAUUUGCUCGCUUCACUGUUUUCCGCAAUAUUAAUAAGCUGGCUUCUUCUUUUCUCGGCAUUGCUGAAACUACUGUCAUUCGUUUUAAUAAAAAAAUGGAAGUUGAUAAUCAAGUUAAAAGGAGUCAAACCAGAAAGAUGAGGAAUGAGACGGCAUUGAAGCUUUUGGAUUCGGAUGAGAGGAAAAUCAUCACUGAUCAUAUCCAGAAGUGUUACAUUGACGAUUCGAACUUCUCCAUUCAGUCUCUUCAUGCCGAUCUUCAGAAUCUUUAUGAUUAUCCGUAUUCUGCCUCAACGUUGUACCGUCAACUUAAAGCCAUGAGAUAUAGCUACAAGCUAAAGACGUACAAUCCAUUCUCCACAACAAGAGAUGAAAUUGUGAACUGGAGAGCGCGUUAUUUGAGAAUGAUGGAAGAGUUGAGACAACAGGGAGCUUUUAUUUGUUACUACGACGAGACGUGGAUCUACCACGGGAUGACGAAAACCCGAGGAUGGAAUCCAACGGAUACAAAUCCGUAUCUGAUUGCCAAUAUGGGAGACUUGAAGAAGCCAAGACCUGGAUUCGCCGCUUCUAGCGAUAAAGGUCAACGAGCCAUUGUGCUCGCUGUAGUCACGGAGGCAGAAGUACUCCCAGGAUCCGUUGAUAUUGUUAUUCCGAAUCGUCAUCCGUCUGAGAUCUUGGUGGACUAUCACCAGUACAUGUCUUCCGAUUUGUACAUCGAGUACAUGAAAAAAGUGUUGCCCCAAAUCGUUGCGGCGACUCCAAAGGGCCGACAGCCAACGCUCGUUAUCGACAAUGCUACUAUUCACAAUACUCUCGUUGACAAGCUUCCGACCAAAAGCUCUAAAAAGGCAGAGUUACGCGCAUUUCUCGAAAAGCACAACGUCGAUUGUGCUGUGGAUGCCACUAAUUUGCAGCUGUGGGAGGAAGUGAAAGCAUUAAUGGAAACAAGGGGCGGAAGAGAUGCAAUGAAACGUUACUAUGUCGAUGAGUACGCGGAAUCUCUCGGUGUCAAGAUUGUGCGGCUUCCACCUUACCACUGUCAAUUCUCUCCGAUCGAAUUGGUUUGGAAUCAACUCAAAACCCAUCUUAGAUCGGCGGGAAAGACAACUGAUAAGUUGGAAGUAGUCGCUGAGCGCGCAAAAACAUGGCUUAAGAACACCAAUGAAUCACAAAUUGCGUGGACUUAUGAGCACAUUCUCGAAAUCGAAGAGGGCAUCAAGCUUGUGAUGGAUGAAGAUGAGGAGACUUGGGAGUGGAAUGACGAUGAAUCGGACAUGUGA
Molecule: messenger RNA, 1635 nt
Organism: Caenorhabditis remanei
Lineage: Eukaryota; Metazoa; Nematoda; Chromadorea; Rhabditida; Rhabditidae
Exons: 3
Coding region: 1-1635 (544 amino acids)
Molecular function (GO): nucleic acid binding
Source: RefSeq, a predicted model, not a curated record